AUGAUUGCAAAUACAGUACUUUUGAGUGUUACACUAUUCACUGGUGGAGUUGACAGAUUCAUUCGUUUCUAUCUAAUUAGCGCAGCAAUGGCUGGAUUGGUUGCUGUUGUUCCAAUAUUUAUCGCAUUAUUACCUGCUAUAUUUUUCCAAGUUCACCUUAUUGACCCAACCAACAUUAUCCUCUCCACUUUGGACACUGUAGGAUAUCUUGCCUUGAUGUUCACUACAACCGUCAUCGCUACUGAUCGAUUCGUGCUCUUUCUCCUACCGAUGGUGCACAAAUUCUUGAGCGAUACCGUUUGGAUCAGCCCAUGUUUUGCUAUACUACCAUGGAUUAUAACAACUUUAGCCACAAUUCAUAUGAAUAUUAUCGGUUGCUACAAAAGAACAGAUCCAUAUGCUUUGACUUUUACUUACGCGUGCAGCGAAUGUUCUUAUUACGAUCCUAUUUUAUACACUUCUGGAUACGUAUUUCCUGGAAUAGCUUCCUUUCUUUAUUUGAUCAUAUACUGCCGCAUUGUGAGCACUCGAUUGAAGUUUCGGUCCACCAUGAAGCAAAUUCCUACAGUGUGCCAUACGAAUUAUAAGGCACAGGACGUUUCUCUGGUUUUGCAAUUCUUCUUGAUUUGUGCACUCCAGUUAGGAACCAGUGCACUCUUCUAUAUUUUACCACCCUUGACUGGGGGUACAACGAUAUCAUAUCAAAUUCCUAUGGUCUUCUCAGUAAUGAACACCAUGGUCAAUCCAAUGGUGAUAUUUAUAUUCCAGAAACGAAUUCGACAUAGAUGUUUUACAAUACUUAAAGUGCUUUCCCAACGUGUCGAUGUUUCCAGAAGUAGAGUGAAACAAUUAGAUGUUAUGAUGCACCAUCAAUAA
Messenger RNA from Necator americanus (New World hookworm), 876 nucleotides. RefSeq lists its product as uncharacterized. The transcript has 4 exons. The record is from RefSeq and is a predicted model, not a curated record. Gene Ontology annotation, cellular component: membrane. Gene Ontology annotation, biological process: G protein-coupled receptor signaling pathway. Lineage: Eukaryota; Metazoa; Nematoda; Chromadorea; Rhabditida; Ancylostomatidae. Gene Ontology annotation, molecular function: G protein-coupled receptor activity. The coding region runs from base 1 to 876 and encodes 291 amino acids.